AUGUACCUGCCGCAGGCUCAGAGGCGCUACCUCGCCCUGCCCAUGGGUGCUCUGGAGGGCCUCAGGAACGUCAACGAGCACUACAUGCAGAUGACAACACGGGGAAGGCACGAAGCUGCGCAUCAAGCUGCCCAAAAGGCUCCAAAAGCUCCAACUCCGGCAGCCAAAACCGUGGCUCGGAGCCGCAGCCCCAAGCGUAGCAAGGAGGAAAAGGCCGAGAAGAAGGAGCCACCAAAGGAGGAGGUGAAGAAGGAGGAAGAGAAGGAAGCUCUCAAGGAGGAAGCGAAGGAGGCUUUCCGGGGGGCUUCCCCUUUGCUCAGUCGGCUCUUCAUACAAACUUGA
Molecule: messenger RNA, 342 nt
Organism: Symbiodinium sp. CCMP2456
Lineage: Eukaryota; Dinophyceae; Suessiales; Symbiodiniaceae
Source: the annotation of a GenBank genome assembly